GGACACAUUUUACAAAGUAGCUACAUAUUGUGCAGCUGGUCCUGGGCCAUGGAGUACGGCGUCUUCAUGUAUCGGCGGCUUACAGGGCUAAGGCCAGAGUGUCAAUGAGCCGCUUUGAGCCCACUUCUUUUAUCAACUAUGAAAAGCUUCAGUCUAAUGUAGACAUAGUUAGAAAAAGGCUCAACCGUCCACUCACGCUUGCGGAGAAGAUUGUGUACGGCCACCUCGAUGAUCCCCAUAAUCAGGAGAUUGAUCGUGGUUGCUCAUACCUGCGGCUGCGUCCUGACCGUGUGGCUAUGCAGGAUGCAACAGCCCAGAUGGCAAUGCUGCAGUUCAUCAGCAGCGGGCUUCCGAAGGUGGCUGUACCCUCCACCAUCCACUGUGAUCACCUGAUCGAGGCUCAAAUCGGAGGUGUAAAGGAUCUCACUAGGGCAAAGGAAGUGAACAAAGAGGUCUACAACUUCUUGGCAAGUGCUGGGGCAAAAUACGGAGUUGGCUUCUGGAAACCUGGUUCUGGAAUCAUCCACCAGAUCAUCCUUGAGAACUAUGCCUACCCAGGAGUGAUGCUCAUUGGCACAGAUUCCCACACACCAAAUGGAGGUGGGCUUGGUGCCAUCUGCAUUGGAGUCGGUGGAGCUGAUGCAGUUGAUGUGAUGGCAGGAAUUCCCUGGGAGCUCAAAUGUCCCAAAGUGAUUGGUGUGAGACUGACUGGCAGCCUCUCAGGCUGGACAUCUCCAAAAGAUGUCAUCUUGAAAGUGGCAGACAUCCUCACAGUAAAGGGGGGAACAGGAGCCAUUGUAGAGUACCACGGGCCAGGAGUCGACUCCAUCUCCUGUACUGGAAUGGCCACUAUUUGCAACAUGGGUGCAGAGAUUGGAGCCACAACAUCAGUAUUCCCUUACAAUCAUCGUAUGAGGACCUACUUGGAGAAGACCGGACGUGAACAAAUCUCCAAACUGUCUGAUGAAUACAAAGACUUGUUGGUACCAGAUGAAGGCUGCACAUAUGACCAAAUAAUUGAACUCAAUCUGGAUGAGCUGAAGCCCCACAUUAAUGGCCCGUUUACCCCUGACCUGGCUCACCCUGUGUCUGAAAUUGGUGCUGCGGCUAAAAAGAACAGUUGGCCUCUGGAGGUCAAAGUUGGUCUGAUUGGCAGCUGUACCAAUUCCAGCUACGAGGACAUGGGCCGCGCUGCCUCUCUGGCCAAACAAGCUCUGGACAAAGGCUUGAAGUGCAAAUCUCAGUUCACCAUCACACCUGGCUCGGAGCAGAUUCGCGCCACCAUCGAACGAGAUGGAUACUCAAAGAUCCUCAGCGAUGUUGGAGGUGUGGUUCUAGCUAAUGCAUGUGGACCCUGCAUUGGACAGUGGGACAGGCAAGAUGUGAAGAAGGGAGAGAAGAACACAAUCGUCACAUCCUUCAACAGGAACUUCACGGCCAGGAACGAUGCCAACCCUGCAACACAUGCCUUUGUUACUUCUCCUGAGAUUGUAACCGCUCUCGCCAUUGCUGGUACAUUAGACUUCAACCCUGAGACAGAUUACCUCACAGCCCCCAACGGAGAGAAGUUCAAGCUGGAGCCCCCCAGUGGAGAUGAACUACCAGCCAGGGAUUUCGACCCAGGCCAGGACACCUAUCAGCACCCGCCUGCUGAUGGCAGCAGACUCAGGGUGGACGUUAGUCCUCAGAGCAACCGGCUGCAGCUGCUGGAGCCUUUCGACAAGUGGAACGGAAAUGAUCUGGAAGGCAUGGUGGUCCUCAUCAAGGUGAAGGGAAAAUGCACCACAGAUCACAUCAGUGCUGCAGGACCCUGGCUGAAGUUCCGCGGUCACCUGGAUAACAUCUCCAACAACAUGCUGAUUGGUGCUGUCAACAGUGAGAACGAUACUGUCAACAAGGUGAAGAACUACCUGACUGAAGACUACGGAGGAGUCCCAGAUGUGGCCCGUCACUACAAGGCUAACGGCGUGUCGUGGGUCGUGGUUGGAGAUGACAACUACGGCGAGGGCUCCAGCAGGGAGCACGCAGCUCUGGAGCCCAGGCAUCUGGGUGGAAGAGCUAUAAUUGUCAAGAGCUUCGCCAGAAUCCAUGAAACAAACCUAAAGAAGCAAGGAUUGCUGCCUCUAACAUUCAGCAACCCAUUAGACUAUGACAAGAUCCUCCCUGAUGACAAGAUCUCUAUCAGAGGGCUGAAAUCCUUCACUCCAGGAAAGCCUCUAACUGCUGUCGUGAAGCACAAUGAUGGCAGCACGGAGACUCUGGAGCUCAACCACAGCUUCAACGAGACGCAGAUCCAGUGGUUCCAGGCAGGAUCUGCACUGAAUAGGAUGAAGGAGUUCCAGCACUGAGGGUGGAGAGAAAAUAUGGAGGAAGAGGAGGAUUUCAGCCUGUAAAUGGGGGGUUAAGUGUUUGUGAGGAAGCAGAAUGUAAACGGUUGUUGUAUUGGCGUGAUUUUCUGACUGAAAUGUUGAAGCUAAAUGUUGAACAAAGACGGAUUGCUCUGUCAGGCUAAUGUUGAUGAAACUAAAGCAGCUGAAGUGUGUUUUUGUUAACACAUCAUCAACUGGUUGUAGACCCAGCUGUGAAAACAUAGGAGACACUCAGUUGUGACACAUACUGGAAGAUUACGAAGGAGUCAUGACACACACAUUUAAUGUCCUGCUGGUGUUUUUUGGUUCUUUUGAAGCUGGCCAAACAGUUUGGUACCAUGGUACCACUGCUCACUCAUUCAGCUGAAUGCAGUCAUCCUGUUGCUGUAAAAUUGUAUUGACUGCUGCAAGGUGACGGUCAACUCCAGUCUGACACUCCCACUCUAAUUUGGCUUGUGUGUUAUUUAAAGGUAAAUACUGACAUUUGUUGUAUUUCUGUAAAACUCAAAGCUGUAUUAACAAGGAUUGGAUCUAAAAUAAACUUUAAUUCACUCUG
Messenger RNA from Nematolebias whitei (Rio pearlfish), 2925 nucleotides. Its product is annotated as aconitate hydratase, mitochondrial. Gene Ontology annotation, cellular component: mitochondrion; cytosol. Gene Ontology annotation, biological process: tricarboxylic acid cycle. The coding region runs from base 105 to 2348 and encodes 747 amino acids. The record is from RefSeq and is a predicted model, not a curated record. The transcript has 17 exons. NCBI's taxonomy places the organism in Eukaryota, Metazoa, Chordata, Actinopteri, Cyprinodontiformes, Rivulidae. Gene Ontology annotation, molecular function: aconitate hydratase activity; 4 iron, 4 sulfur cluster binding.